GGUCCUGGCGGGCGCGGGGCCCUGUGCCGUACAGCAUGGCGGCGCUGUGGCGGCGGGGGCGUCCUCCGCCAGUGUCGGGGCUGUGCCGUACGCUCCGAGCGCUCUCAGGAAAGAAUGAGUAUGAUCUUCUGGUCGUUGGCGGAGGGUCUGGAGGCCUUGCUUGUGCAAAAGAAGCUGCUCAGUUUGGAAGAAAAGUGGCUGUUCUGGAUUAUGUUGAACCUUCCCCACGAGGAACCACAUGGGGACUUGGUGGAACUUGUGUGAAUGUUGGCUGCAUUCCUAAAAAGCUUAUGCAUCAAGCAGCCCUUUUAGGGAGUGCACUUAAAGAUGCCCAACACUAUGGCUGGAAUAUAUCCCAACCUGUUCAUCAUACCUGGUCUGUGAUGGCACAAGGUGUUCAGAAUUAUGUGAAAUCCUUGAACUGGGGACACAGAGUGCAACUACAAGACAAGAAGGUGAAAUAUUUCAACAUAAAAGGGAGUUUUUCUGAUCCACAUACAGUCCGUGGUUUAACAAAAGCAGGUAAAGAGACUAUUGUUACUGCAGAUAAUAUUGUCAUUGCUACUGGAGGAAGACCAAAAUAUCCUACACAUAUUGCAGGUGCACUGGAGCAUGGAAUCACAAGUGAUGAUCUGUUCUGGUUAAAAGAAUCUCCUGGAAAAACGUUGGUUGUUGGAGCCAGCUAUGUUUCCCUGGAGUGUGCUGGUUUUCUAACAGGCAUUGGAUUGGACACUACAGUCAUGAUGAGGAGUAUCCCACUUCGUGGGUUUGAUCAGCAAAUGGCUUCUUUAGUAACUGAGCACAUGGAAUCUUACGGCACAAAAUUUUUAAAGAGAUGUUUCCCAACUAAAGUUGAAAAACUGAAGAGCAACAGAUUGCAAGUCACUUGGAGAAAUGCUGACCUGAACACAGAAGAAACAGAUUCUUUCGACACAGUUAUGUGGGCAAUAGGCCGAGUCCCUGACACCAAAACUCUCAAUUUGGAGACAGUUGGAGUGCAAACUGAUUCUGAAACUGGAAAGAUUAUUGUUGAUGCCAGUGAAGCUACUUCUGUUCCUCACAUUUAUGCAGUUGGAGACAUAACAGAGGGCCGUCCUGAAUUAACACCCACAGCAAUAGCUGCAGGAAAACUGCUGGCUCAGCGUCUUUUCGGCCAGUCUUCAGAACUGAUGGACUAUGACAAUGUGCCUACCACAGUCUUCACUCCCUUGGAAUAUGGGUGUGUUGGACUGUCAGAAGAAGCAGCUGUGCAAUGUCAUGGAUCAGAUAAUAUUGAGGUGUACCAUGCAUAUUACAAACCUUUAGAGUUUACAGUGGCUGAAAGAGGUACAACUCAAUGCUAUGUGAAAAUGGUGUGCUUACGAGAGAGGGAGCAACGAAUACUUGGCCUUCAUUUCAUUGGACCAAAUGCAGGCGAAGUUAUUCAAGGAUUUGCUCUUGGAAUCAAAUGUGGUGCUACAUAUCCUCAGCUGAUGAAGACAGUUGGCAUUCACCCUACCUGUGCUGAAGAAGUUACCAAGUUGCACAUUACAAAGCGUUCUGGCUUGGAUGCAACAGUCACAGGCUGCUGAGGUUAAGUACCAUCCCUGGAAAGAAUGAAAAAAAGCACAAAACGUAUUUGUAAAGAAAAGGGGCACUUAGAGUUGAAACAGCUUUAAUGGUUCAGGUUACAGGAAUCUUUCUUGUUCUCCUUGAAGACAGCUUUUUCUCACAGCCAAAAAAUUUUCCUUGCACCAUCACAGUUCUAAAACCAACAUAGUCCUGCUGCAACAAAUCUCUAUUUCAAAGUGCCUAAAGCUCUUCUCUUGCUGGGAGCUAGGGAUAAUUACAGUAUUUUAUAUAUAAAUAUAACUAAAGCUCAUGACAUCUGAGGCUAUCUACAAAUGAAGCAGUUGUCAUUUGGGUUGCCCUGUUGGCAUGACUGACUGCCAGCAGAAUAGUCUAAAAUGCUGACAGUCAGACAGGGCAUCCCUUAGAAGUUUGGUGGGAUGCUUUGUCCUGCAUGCUUGGAUUGCUCAUUACUGAUUCUGGGUAAGCAGUCAUCUUUGGGUUUUUUCCUUUAAAAGGUAAUGUGUAAAGGAAUUUAAUAGAAAAUCACCUGAAGCCAUACUGCUGCUGGAAGAAUCACAAUGGAUUAAUCAGCAGCAGCCUGGUAACAUUGUUAUGGUGAGGACUGAGAAUGAAUGAUCUCAGAGGUGCUAAAGGAAGUGUUGGAUUUUAUAGGGGUGCCUCUGCCUACUCCUGAAAUUUUUAAUUCAGCUCAGUCCAAACUAAAUUGAUGCAUCUCACAAAUUACUGCUUGAACAAUGUACAUUGAGCUGACAAGUAGAGUAAAACCCACUAAUAAUCCACCUUAUGCAGCAUUUUCUGUUUUAUAGAAUGCAGAAAUAUGGCUGAAGCUGAAAUAUUUUCUUGGUUUGUUUUUAAGACUUUCUUGCUGAUGAGCUGGAGACUAUAUCUGAAUUGACUUAUGUCUGGCUUUAAUAAAACAUGUUACUGAAGGGAACUAGAUUAAACACUGAUCCAGAGAAGAAAUGGUCCUGCUCUGAGCAAAGAUAUAAAAUAAUCAUCUGCGACUUUUUUUUUUUUCUUCUUCUUUUUUUUUUUUUUUUUCCCUCCGUACUGGCCCGAGUAAGAAAGCAUUACCCUGUUGCACAUUCCUGCUGAUUUUCGGGAUCUCCAGAAGGGGGAGGUGCUGGCUCAUCUGUGGCAGGAAAGGAACAAAUCUGAGUGAAGCUUCUUGGGCAGAACCCAGUUAAGGAGGUAGCCUGACAAAGGCAAACACAAACCAAACUGCACUGAAUUUCAAUCCCAGUUGCAGUAUUUUGAUGUGCACAGUCAGAGUUUCUUGCACCCUUUACAGCAGAAUAGUGCACACUGGAAGAGACCAGCCUGAGAUGAAACAAAAUAUAUCAUUUUUGCAGUUAAUUGAUAUCAGUGUUUGAUGUGUGGAAUUUGUUAUUUUCAUUCCAAACUUGUUGCACUUUUGAAGAAUAGUCUGAUGAUCGUGUAUGUAUCUGCUAUUUUAAUUUGAUUGGUAUUUCACUGCUGCAGCAACACGGACAAAUGGUUGGUUUAUAUGAAGUGUGAAAUCAUUUUACCAUGAGAAUUGUACCUAUCUGAGAAACUAUUAGGAAAAAAGGGAUCAAAACUUCCUUGUAAAGUAGGAUGUAACAGCAUUUAUCACACUGUCAUUGAUAUGAGAAUAUUAAAUUUUCAAAUAUUUGUUUUAACUUAAACAACAACAAAAGAAGUCCUAAAUGUUUUCUCUACAAACUUUCCUGAUUUUUUUUGGUCCAGGUUUCUGGUCCAUAAAAUAGGAAGGAGUGAUACAGUUUGACUCUUAAGUGGCAUUCCCUGUCAGAUCUGCUGAUGCCAUUUUUCAUCUGUGAAGUCAUCCAUAAGUUUUUAGUUGACAAGAAAUAUUUGGAUUGGAAGUGUAGUUGAAACAAUGCCUGAAUUUUGCAGCUGCCUUUAGAGGAAAUGAUGAAAACUUUGUAUGUAUAAAAAUAGGUGCAUACCUGCACAUUCAGAAGUUUGUUUCCUUUAAUAAAGGUCCGUAUGAGUAUGAUGCAGCAAAAGCCCUUGCUAGAUUUUCCCCAGCUGUUUACAAAAAAAAGAGUUCACAGUAAAUUAGGGUUUCUUAAAAUGUUUUACUUAAUAUUCCAAAAUACAGAGAUACAGCCUAAGAGAGAUUUUGCUGUGAGAAACAGCUCACCUCUGACAAAACUUUAACGUGUAUCCAUGCAAGAUUUUCUUUCUAGUGUUUACCUAUUAUAGUUCCUUUUGUUUCCCACAAAUGAAAGCAUUGGUGUUUAACCGUGUAAAAUCUGCUUCUCUUCUCUGCCCUACCAAUGCAUCCAGCAGACGGAGUUAUCUGUCCCUACAGACAGAUGAGUUAAUUUCAUUCAUCAUAAAGUUCAAAUUAAUUAUUUGGGACAGCAAAUAGAGUGAUCUCAAGGAAAUGUGUCCUCAGUGUAUAUAGAGUGUGAAACUAAGGCAUGUCAUCAUUUUCAGAAGAAACAGAACUGUCUUGGUUUUAGAAUUGCUGAGUGGCCUGCAUGAAAUUGUUCCGGUCUCUUCAACAGCAGCCUGGUUCUGUUCCUCAUUUAGUGGAAAAUUCUGUUGCCCCCUGAAGUAAAACUAAACAUACCAUCACACCUACAUAAUAAUGUCAGAAUCAACAGCAAGACAGAAUAAUGACACAUACUGUGAUUGUGCUUUUUUUCCUGAAGGAUUCACCAGGGAUGGUGCUUAAGAAUUUUUUUUAAAGCCCGACUAAUGUAAAUUGAAACAACUGAUCUACAUUGCAACCUACUGAUUGCAUGUGAAAAUGUAAAAAAAAAUGUAGUCAGGCUUCUCAGGAUGCCAGCUGAUGAGGAUUUGUUUGUCAAACCACACCAUGGUGCAAACAAGUCUGAGCUUUGCUGGGUCCCUCAUAUCUGUGAUCCCAAUAUUUAUUGUGUUGUGAAUUAAAUAAUGAAUAAAGAAUUUUUUUUUUCUAGUAAA
This is a messenger RNA of Corvus hawaiiensis (hawaiian crow), 4509 nucleotides long. RefSeq names its product thioredoxin reductase 2 (gene TXNRD2). The transcript has 17 exons. Gene Ontology annotation, molecular function: flavin adenine dinucleotide binding; thioredoxin-disulfide reductase (NADPH) activity; glutathione-disulfide reductase (NADPH) activity. Gene Ontology annotation, cellular component: mitochondrion; cytosol. Gene Ontology annotation, biological process: cell redox homeostasis; glutathione metabolic process; cellular response to oxidative stress. The coding region runs from base 36 to 1571 and encodes 511 amino acids. NCBI's taxonomy places the organism in Eukaryota, Metazoa, Chordata, Aves, Passeriformes, Corvidae. The record is from RefSeq and is a predicted model, not a curated record.